AUGAGGGCACGAAAGCGUGCCGCGCGCGAAGGCCAGGCUGCGUACAGGGGGCAGAUCAUCAAGCUUCGACGGGAGUUUGUACCGGUGUCUCCAAAACCGGCCAUGCAGUCUUCAAGGGCACCUAGAGUGGAAAUGAUCACAUGGAAUUGCUCUGGUCUAAGCGAGGAACUGUACCAGGAGUUCUUGUGUUGGCUGCCGACGCAAAAAGACUUGGCGGUAGUGCUACUGCAGGAGACGCACUGGGGGCACACGAGUGAAUGGCGGCGCAAUGGAUGGUAUUUCUGUCACAGCGCGUGCUCUCAGAAGAGACAGGGCGGGCUACUGAUUGCCAUCAGCGAGCGGGCGACAGAUGGUGCGACCAUCCGCUGGAAGGACCCCAUCCCGGGUCGACUGAUGCUUCUGCGAUGUGUCAUGCAGAAACAACAAGUGGACAUCAUCAACUUGUAUCAGCAUGCAUACAGCAUGAGGAGCUCCGAACAACAAGCCAAGCUUAUGUCGAAGCGCCUGCACCUGUGGAAAGAGCUGGACAAACUACUCGGUGAAAUUCCAUGGCGGUCCAUGCUGGUAACUGCAGGUGAUUUCAAUGCAGUUCUGCGCCCAACUCCGGGCGUAGCGGGGUAUGGAAUACACCAAGGCGGUCAGCAACCGGACGUGGUGGCCGACAGAAGCCAGCUGCUACAGAUUCUGGCCUCCAAAGGGCUGUGCAGUUUAAACACCUGGGGGAGAGCGGCAUACACGUAUAAGCAUCCGCAGGGCGAGUCGCAGAUUGAUUACAUCUGUGUAAGACGGGCGGCCGCAGAUGGGGUGGCGAAAAGCUGCGCACCGGAGCCUAGCUUCCUGGCAGGGUGGCGCUCAGCUGGGCAUUGCAUGCUGCGAGCGCAAGUUCGACUACCAUGGCGACCCUGGCACCAACAUACUUCGGGGCGCACUGCCGAGGACAAGGCUGAACCAGAACUUCCAGAAAGUUUGGAGCAGGGUCACCUCAUGACACCGACCGAGGAGUGCAAAAUGCUGCGGGACUAUGUCAAGGAAUUGUUCGAUGGAGAGAGAUUCGAGCUUCCAUGUUUGAGGCUGUUCCGUAUCAAUCUGCUGAGGAGUGGUGCCUGGUUCAACUUGCGUGGACUCAUGUCGCCGGACACAAAAGCACUACUGGUUAUCAUCAAGAAGCACGCCAAUCCAUAUGUUCAGGAGAGGCUACGGCAGCAUCCGCAAUAUGCGUAUCGACAAGGAGCCUCCACCGCAGAUCCCAUACUUCGGGGCAGUUCGCACUGUAGCUCUGUUCGGAAGGCGCUUGCGUUAUGCUCGACGGAUCUAACUUCGAAGAUCUUGGCCAAGGCGCAGCCACAGUUGUGUGGGGGGCUGAUGCUCAGUUUGGACUUACAUAAAGCCUUUGACUCUUUGGCCUUUUCGGAGAUGUACUUGGCGCUCAUUGAAACCAACAUGCCAGAACCCCUUGCGAGCUUAAUCAUGCAUAUUCAUUGCAAGACGAAGCUCAUCAUCAGACAUGGUGGAACAUCCAUGACGGUGGCAAUGAAACGUGGACUUCGACAAGGGUGUCCAGUUGCGCCAAUGAUUUACGCGGCGUGGACUUGCAGAGUCUGUAGGUUGGUUAAUGAAGCACUGGGUAAGAACUGGACGUCCAAAUGCUUAAGCAUCUACGCUGAUGAUAAACAUUGUUUCUGGUCGCUUCAGUCGGAGAAUGAUCUCAGAACAGCACUGCAACAGGCGAGCCAGGUAGUACAUGUUUUGGGGCGGAGUGGCAUGCAGGUAAACUUCAGCAAAUCCGCAGCGGUGCUCAUGCUGCGGGGAGUCAAGGCUUCGAUCAUGCAGGCCCUGGUCACAAGAAUCUGGAAUGGAGUACAUUGCUUGUGCCUGCAGGGGGAGAACACGAAGCGGAGCAUCUACAUUCCCUUGAAAGAGGAGCUAGAGUACUUGGGGGUGGUUUUGUCCUACAAGCAAUUUGAACAGGCGACGGUGCAAGCUCGUGGGAAGCGCGCGGACCAGAUCUUCAGCACUUUGAGGCCGGUUCUGAGAACGCAGAGUGUUCUGAGCACUCAGCAGAGAUUGCGGAUAUAUCGUGCUUGUGUCAGUCCAGCGCUGUACUAUGGCAUUGUGUCGAUCGGAGUGACAUCCUCGGUGGUGAAGCAGCUUGUUUCAGUGCAGGCUCAACAUCUACGUAAACUCCUACGGGUAGUGGAGAAAGGGGUCACCAAUGAACAAGUUCUUGAACGUGCGAACAUUGAUCCGAGACAUGAAAUCCAGCAACGAGCACUGCAGCAACUACAGGCCGUGGAAAAUGAUCAACAUCGAGAUCCCGUACUCAGGCAGCUGGAGCACAGGCGGGCAAAGGACAUAAAUGGUGACCUAUCCCAGCUUUGCUCUCACAAGUCGACUGGUACCUUGAUUCCAGUACCUUCCAGCUUGGCGGUGCCGCAGGAUUGCCCGGUUUGCGGACAGACGUUCAAUGGGCAGCACAAUCUGCACAUGCACAUCCAGGCCAAACAUCCGGAACUCAAUCAAAGGGCUAAGAUUUCUUUUAAUAGACGGGAUCAUGCGCUGUUCGGGCUGCCUUACUGUAGGUUUUGCAGAGCACGCGUGUGUGACUGGAAUGCGCUGGCGAAACACGUGACGCAAGGCAUGUGUCUGCGCCUGAAGAAUGGUUUUGCACAGGCCAAAACCCUGGACGAGAUCAUGAGGGAGGUCAUACAGGAGGAACAGGCGCAUCCACCAGUACCACCUGCAGAUCACAUUGACAGUACCAUUCCAGUACUUGCCAUCGAAGACCUUUUCAGAGUGCCGGUGCAUGAAACUACGAAUCUGGCAGCACAGUACCGGUCCUUGAUGCAGCAAUGCUUGGAAGUCAUCCAGGACCCACUGCAGAUCGCCACGGUUGAGAAACCACAGGAGGGCAAGCAGUGGGAGAAACCGCCAGCAUACCAAGAGUUUGCUCUGGCAGGAACGCCAUUGGGCAAAGCCUUCGCCACUACAGCAGCUCAGGGACAGGCUCGCGGAAGCAGCUCCUUGAAGACUACGGGAGCAGAAGGCAGCCUCUGCUACGUGAAUUCCGGGAUCGCGGCACUUCUUCACACCUACGAGGCAGCGGAACAGGGCCAAGUCAUCAGUCUACAUCAGCAGGCCUUUUUCGUUAGGCUUUGUGGAGCAUGGUCUUUUGAUAAUCGGCAGAAGGACACGGCCGAGUUCAUACAUCAUGUCAUCGAGGAGGUCCUAGACUACUUGAUCAAGGUGGUCUUCCGAUUCCGAUGCAGCUUCCGCCCGAGGUUCACAGGAGCCAGAAAAAUCAUGACGCCGAUCAGCGUCGAGGACUCAGUGAUGCUGCCGAUUUUUCAGGAGGGCAUCAACGUGAGAUGGGAAACAUUCAAAAUCACAGCGGUGCAGGAUAUGGAGCAGAUGUUCUUUUCCAAAUACCGUCCAAGGGGACCUCCGCCUGAGAACCCAGGGGCAGAGGAAGGGGAAGCAUCGUCACAUCCAGAGGAUCAGAGAGGUGGCAGCUGGGCGCGCACCGACAAGGACGGGGCAAACGGAAAGCACAAUGGUCGUGGCAAAGGCCGCAACGACGCUGCUGCGAACAAGCGCAGCCCUGCGCGCUGGUCUUCCGACUCGACAUCGUGGCAGAGGCAGUCAUGGAGCGGCGGCAGCCAGGAGGUGCAGGAGCUAAGACAAAGCAUGCAGCAAGUACAGCGACUUCUUUUAAGGCACGAGGACGACCUCAAUAUCAUCAAGGCGGAUCACAGCUUCAUGAUCUUCAUGCGGGUGAAGGGAGCUUGCUCGAUUGUUCAAUCGGUGUUUUCUGCACAGGAGGAAUGGAGGACCAUAAAGUCCAAAGAUCCCUCGAGUCUGAAAAGACCCAUGAGGGUGGCUCUGCUGUGUUGCAUUUUCAAAGAACUUGGGGAGCGACUGACGGGGCUAAAAAGUCCUGAACAAUCGGAGGCUCUGGAUUCCCUGAAGACCUUGAAGUGGCUUGUGCCCACGGACAAUGUGGAGGAUCCCAGCUGGGCAUACCUGGAAUGGAAUGCAACGGCGCAGAGGUUGGAGCCGGACGGGAAUCGCGCGGGCCUCGGCUAUGUGAAGACGAUUGCGGUGAUCCAGGCGGUGCUCCAGUUGGUUUCGUAUGAGAGGGUGGUUACCUCGUUCCAUCCCACGCGGGACCUCGUGGCCAACAUGACGGGGGAGUCUGUGCCUUUCAAGAUGAUGUUGAACUCUCGAUCCCAAGAAGCUUCGGUUCUACAUGGGUACCUGAAGGAGCUGUCGGGGUGCGCUGCUUUGCAGCUCAUCGGCGCUACGCUGCGGCCCGAAAGACCGCAGAGAUCAGGUGCAGCCCAAGCCAUUGCGAAGCAGCUUGGAUGGCGCUGA
Molecule: messenger RNA, 4371 nt
Organism: Symbiodinium sp. CCMP2456
Lineage: Eukaryota; Dinophyceae; Suessiales; Symbiodiniaceae
Source: the annotation of a GenBank genome assembly